AUGCCUAAAGCUCCUGCCGCCUCCAAAACCGCUGCCGCUGGCAAGCCCCUCCACAAAUUCUACGUUGACGCUUCCGUCCCUGUUAACGACAACGUCUUCGACCUUGCUGCUUUCGAGAAGUUCCUCCAUGACAGAAUCAAGGUUGAAGGCAAAGCUGGUCAAUUAGGUGACAAGAUCCAAAUUGCCAAGGAAGGUAACAAGCUCGUCCUCACCUCUUCUAUCCCCUUCUCCAAGAGAUACCUCAAGUACCUCACCAAGAAGCACCUCAAGAAGAACUCCUUCGAGAACUUCCUCCGAGUCGUUGCCACCUCCAAGGACACCUACUCUCUCAGAUACUUCAAGGUCGACCAAGACGAAGUUGAGGAUGAAGAGUAA
This is a messenger RNA of Kwoniella botswanensis, 375 nucleotides long. RefSeq lists its product as uncharacterized. The coding region runs from base 1 to 375 and encodes 124 amino acids. The record is from RefSeq and is a predicted model, not a curated record. Gene Ontology annotation, cellular component: ribosome. NCBI's taxonomy places the organism in Eukaryota, Fungi, Basidiomycota, Tremellomycetes, Tremellales, Cryptococcaceae. Gene Ontology annotation, biological process: cytoplasmic translation. The transcript is spliced from 4 exons. Gene Ontology annotation, molecular function: structural constituent of ribosome; RNA binding.